Messenger RNA from Effrenium voratum, 5601 nucleotides. The record is from the annotation of a GenBank genome assembly. NCBI's taxonomy places the organism in Eukaryota, Dinophyceae, Suessiales, Symbiodiniaceae.
AUGCCGCUGCUGCUGCUUUCCGCCCGCUGGUCCGUUGCCAAGCACUACGACGCCAGCGGUGGCAGCGGGAAGCUCCGCCGCGUGAGCCCGCCGCACCCAGAAGUGGGCUGGGUGAACGUGCUGGCGGAGCGGCAAGGGCUGCAGCACGUCUUGCAGUGGCAAAGGGACAUCCAGCGGCCGCCGCAGAGAGAAGCAGGAGGAGGAGCGGACCUUGGAGCCGCAGCUGCAGCGGCAUCGGCAGAAGCCAAGCCGCCUCAGCCUGAGCGGCAGCGUCCUGGCAUUUCCUCUCUUUGCGGGCUGGUUCGGGUUCGAGCCGGCCAGACAGCCCGCGGGGCUCUCACGCGGUGGACAGCGGAGGAGGAUUAUCUCCGCAGGCUUUUGUUUGACGACAGUAGUUCUUGGCAGUCAAUGUGUUCGCUGGAGAUCGAGAGCUUGCUUGCUUUCGAUCGGGAGUAUGCCUCCCACAGCCCCAAACGGUUUGCGUCUGAGCUAUGGGAGCCGGAAAAAAUUGAGUUUGCGGACUUCUGCCGCCGCAGCGGCGCGAGCUGCCUGGGCCUGAGGACGAAGCUGGGCGCAAGCUCAGACGAAGUUGCGGACUUCUUGCGGCGGCCUCUCGCUUUGAGAGUGCCUCUGCUGCCGCUUCGUUUGAUUUUGCGAGGAUGCUGGAGCACGCUGGUGCUUAAGGGGUCCGAUUUUGUCAGACGCAUUGGCCGCGGCCAGGGCGGCCAGCAGGCCGCGGCUGACCUUCUUGCGCGGAAGAAGUUGUUUCAGCAGGAGCUGGGCGACUUUCCGCCCCUGCCCUGGGCAGAGCGGUCGCACAAGUUCGAGCAAGACCAGCGCAGCGCGGCGGCGGCCGCUGCCCUAGCUGGAGAAGCGGCGGGCGCUGGCCCGGAAGCAGACUUGAAAUUUCAAGCCGCGCACGCGCAGAAGCUCUCAGAAUUCUUGCGCCAGUGGUCUGGCGCCAUUCUGAAGCUAGCAGACGACGAAGAGAGCCGCGAACAGUGCCAGCUGUUUUUGGAGGAGAACGUCAUGCGGCUGGACGCCGUUGUUAGCGCAGCAGGUAGCUCCGCAGAAGGCGAGGGGCAGCGGCGGCAGAGGCGCAGCAAGGAGUCCCUUUUGCAUGCUCUCUGCGGCGCCAUGCACUUGCGGGACCGAAGCAAGCUAGCGGAAACAUUCCGCCAUGCACUUGGCUGCGUGCCCGGGCUGUUAGACGGUCUUGGCCCAAAGCCACUCCCGAAAAUGCCCAGCGCGUCGCAAAUCAGCGCGUCGCAAAUCCAGAUUGAUGCAGCUUUGUGCAGCUACUACAAAACCAAGUUUGAGGCGUGGUGCGCGGGGAGCUGCCGCAUCUACAUGUGGGCGGACUCUUCCCCGCAAGGCGGCACUGACUGGCUCAUGUCCAUGAUGCGCAUCAUCGAAGGGCGGCGCUUGGCGACGUGCGCGCAAGCUGCGGAGUACUUGGAGCGCUCUCUGACAGAGUUCCAGGAGCUUGUUUGCGCGGCGGCCCCCGCUUCAGCUGACACGGAACCGGAACCGCGCCCGCGCGGCCCACGCGCAGCGGCAGCCGCAGCGGCAGCGCGGAUGGAGGAAAUCGUUCAAGAAAGAGACGCCGCCUGCCAAGCUCUAAGCCAACACAUCAUGACCCAUCGGCAGAUCCCCAUGGCCUUGGGCAGUGGCAGCCAGUCUGCAAACUUGGACAUGAAGCUGCUGUGCAUGGUCAAGAAGUUUGUUGCGGAGACCCAUCGCCACUCUUUGACCCAGGCCUGCCUGAGCUGUGUUUCCGCGUUCUGCACUGACCUUGGCACGGAAAGUGGCUUUGCUGAGCAGGCAGAAGGCUUCAGCUUUGCGGAUGUGCUGCCGCAGUGGAUGCAGGACGCCGAACUGGAGCUGGACGCUGAGCCCGCGGCGGAAGAGGCCGCGGCAGCAGGAGGCCCCCCGCUCUUGUUCGCAAACGCUCUCCCUUCCCCCGGCCUGUUGCGCAUCUUCCACAACAUGUGCAACAGCAUUCACGAGUCGCUGGCUUCCUACCAGGACUGGCUGGCAAAGUUCAAGGCCGUGUGCGCCUUGCUUCACCACAAGCACUUGCGGAAGCGGUACAUAGCGACUUGCCUCUUGGGCAGCCCUUGGGCGUGGAUGGUGUCGGAGCAAGAGGCCGGGGCGCCAAUGCCAGCGAUGUGGAGGUGGGGCUCAAUACAGAAAGCUUUGCCGUUUGUCCUGGCUAAGAAGAGGAUGCUUCAGGUGACUUGGGACCAGCGCAAGUUCGAUGGCGGCGGCGGCAGCGCUGGCGCUGAUGCCAGCGAGGCCCAGCAGCGGCAGCGGCGGCCUGCAGAUGGCGACGCGGAGCUUGACCCAGGAGCGGUGACGUCCGCAGUGACGUCAGAAGCUUGGUGGCUCUACACCUGCAUGUUGGCCAAGCUGAAUCAGUUCUCAGCGGACUUGCGCAGCGGGAAGCCCCGCGCAGCAGCACACCCGCCGAAAGAAAUGGGGUACCCCGCCGCCGAGGACGGGGGCAAGCCCUGUCCAAUGUCCGGGCAAAGAGCCGUGGAGCUGGCGAGCGGGGAGUUGUGGCAGCGGAUUGACUCUUGGGGUGAGGGCUAUCUGAUGGAAAUUUUGGAAGGCAACUACUGCACUGACGAAGAGCAGAUUCAGGCCGCUUUGACAGAUUUCGCCCGCGGCAAAGUCACAAUGGUUGAGCACCUUCGGCAGAAGCUGCAGUGCUGGGAUUGUUUGCCGUGGAAAUUUGCCGCUCUUAGCCGCAACACAGAAGCUGCUAGACAGAUUGCGCGGGAUGCGAUCGAAAAGUUCGAUAAGCAGGCUGCUAGCGGGGCUUCCGCCGCUGAGUUGCACCACAGACUCACACUGCAUUUUUUGCAGCCUGGGACAGCGGGCAGGAAGGAGCUGUCUGACUUUGCGGAGGGCGCGGAUUUGCAAUCUUUGCCUACGCUGGGUCCGUUUGUGCAGAGCUUGCGGUUUGUUCCAGUUGUGGAGCGCAUUCAGGAGCGGGAACACGCGACUACAAAGAAGCUGGUGGCUCACAGAGGCAAGAUCACCGCGCCCUUUGUCAGUUGUCGCCUACGCAUUGACGAAAUUCGGAAGAUCCUCGACGCAAAUUCCCCGCAGGAACUGGAAACAUUUCUGCGCGCGUGGGAAGGCGUCCAGAAUCCGGAUGACAUGGCUAAGAGGCUGGGCUUCUGGAGUCACCCACUGUGGGCCCAAGGAGUAGCUGCCAGAAGGGAUGCAAGAGUGAAACUGAGCCUCGCAGCGUCAAUCCUGUACGCCAUGGACCCAGCCACCCAGUUCCAGAAGGUGACUGCUUCACGGAAGAAGCGUUUGUGCAGAAAGGCGGAGAAAGAGAAGCGGGUUAGAGCCGCGUUGAGAGAGUGGGAGCUCCAUAGACCUGAGGGCCGCGGCCGCCGCUGCGCGCAGCCACGGUGGAAUUUGCAGAGCGUAGAGCGCCUUGCUGUUGCUCGCCACUUGCAAGAGAGACUGGCUUUGGGCUCUUUGUACAGUUUUUCGCACAACUCUUUGCAGUUCCAGAGCUUGAAAAAUGCGCUGCAGCGGCAGCAGCCUUGCGCCUUGCCAGCGGCGUUGGCUCCGCCUCAACAGGAUGCCAUCUGCGACAAACCCGCUGCGCAGCCCAUGGAGCUGUGCCUGGAUGUUGAGCCAGAGAUGCUGCUUGGCCCGGUGGAGUCCUCAGCUUCGACAGCGGCGCCUGAGCCAGAGCUGGCGCUGGCGGCCCAGCCCCGCAAAAAGGCAGAGCCGCAGCCAGGGCCCGGGCCUGGGGCUGCAGCGCCUGCGGAUUUGGAGGCUGGCGUGCCUAGCGACAGGCUGGACAGUGUGGUUUUCUUGCGGGUCGUGAACAGCCAGCCAAGCAGGAGGAAAACCAUACCCUUGCCCGCAGCGGAAACCGCGCGCUUGAGUUCUUCAGACUUGUGCGUCGCUUUCCACAAAGGCGUGGUCAUGCGCGCGCCGGUAGAGUCUGCUGGCCAUGCUGACGCGGGCGACGCGGGCCUGAAGCUGCAGCUUUGUGUGGGCGCAGAGCCGGAGGCAGCUUGCGGAAUCUCGCACCAGGUGCGCGUCUUGUCUUUGUGCGGAGACGCCGCAAGCGGCCCAGACCGCGUCGACAACACAGCGACUUUGAAGCAAACCAUGCGACAGUGGGAGACUGAGCGAAGGCUAGUUUUCGGGCUGAGGCAGUCAGCGAUAUCUGCGGGCGUGUCGCGGCUUCUUGGCGACUUGGUGCUGAAGCGGGCAUUUCCGCAGUGUAGUUUGGAGCAGUGUCUGCUCAUUGAUGCGUCCGACGUAGCCGCGCGCAAUGCCGCGCAAGAGCUUUGCGCGUUAGGCGCGGUUGAGCAGCGCGGGCAGCAGCGCAGUGCCAUUUUCUGGGGACUCACUUGCCACGGAGCGGGCAGCUUGGUGCACAUGCAUGUCGCGCACACGCCGCGGAAGGUUUUCCUUGGCGCGGAAGAACUUGCCGCUUUGCCGCUGGCGGACAUAAGCCAGAGAACGAGCUGGGAGCUGCUUCAGAUAUUGCUGCACAGCGGCUGGGAAGUGCAGCGAGGCCCCUCAGAGGCAGCCAAGCGACGGGCCUUGCCGCCAAUCACCCGCAGAUCCGCUCGCCGAGUCUUUUACGCGCGCGACAUCAGCAUCUGCGGCCCCAAGAUGAGAGCGUAUAUGCAAGCGCUGUGUGUUUCAGGCGAGCUGUUUGAGCAAGGUUUUCUUGAGGCCGUUCAUCACGGGCAAGGCGAAAAGUACUACUUGUCCAUCCUGGGCCGCAGUCACAACGGCGCAGUGCCGGAAGAGCAGCCCUUGCGGAUCGAAGACCGCGUUGACCAGGCUGCGUCUCCUGCCCCUUUGGAGCUCGACGUGGACGAGCACAUGCUUGGGGAGCAGCAGCAGCCGCAGUGUUUGCUGCUUCCAGCGCCUGCCAGCCCGAAGUCAGACCCCCUGGGAGCGCUCCUUCUUUUGGAGGAUGCGGCAGCAGGCCAGUCUCAGUCUCAGGAGCCAGACGCGUCCGAUGCGGGGUCCUGCAGCGGCAGCAGCGCAGGGUUCGUGGAUGACUGCAGCGAGGCAGCCUUCCAGCCGGACGGGGAAGCUGAGGGCGUCGGUGCUGCAGCGGAAGCCCCGCAGCCUCCAGCGGCAGAAGUUGGAGAAGUUUCGCAGGAGGGCCAUGCCGGCCAGGCGGAGGACCGUCAGCGGGCAGCCCCGCGGAGAGCUGCCGCAGAAACACACCCAGACAGCUUUUGGUGGGGCUGUUUCCGGCUCACUUUCACAGGCCCGGACAAGCGGCCGCCGCACGGACAGUGGCAAGCUAGCUGCCCUUUUCAUCGCCUGAGUUCGGCAACAGGCUGCACAAGGGCCACGCAAGCGGGCGCCACCGCGAAUAGUAAAGAUGCUGCCAAGCGCAGGCUCCAGGCUUGGUGUUUGAUGGCGACUUUGUACGACCGCAAGCGGCGCCACACGUCCGCAGCCGUCAGCGCCGCGGACAUUUUGCCGCAAGAGCUUCUUGACCAGAAGCUGUCCGACUUAGGCCGACCAGCAGCAAGGCCGCGCACAGACGAGGAGCUGGACGCUGAAGAAGCUGCAGAGCUCGAGCGCGACGCA